Molecule: messenger RNA, 2163 nt
Organism: Rana temporaria (common frog)
Lineage: Eukaryota; Metazoa; Chordata; Amphibia; Anura; Ranidae
Product: extensin-like
Exons: 1
Coding region: 1-2163 (720 amino acids)
Source: RefSeq, a predicted model, not a curated record
AUGAUCCUUCACCAUCAACCCUCCACCCUUUAUCCCCAUCCUACACCAUCAACCCUCCACCCAUCAUCCUCAUCCUUCAUCCCCAUCCUUCAUCCUCAUCCUUCAUCCCUAUCAUCCUCAUCCCCAUCAUCCUCCUUCACCAUCAACCAUCCGCCUUUUAUCCUCAUCCUUCAUCCCCAUCAUCCUCAUCCAUCAUCCAUCAUCCUCAUCCCCAUCAUCCAUAUCAUCAUCCUUCACCAUCAACCAUCCGCCCUUCAUCCUCAUCCUUCAUCCUCAUCCUUCACCAUCAACCCUUCAUCCUCAUCCUUCACCAUCAACCCUCCACCCUUCAUCCUCAUCCUUCACCAUCAACCCUUCAUCAUGAUCCUUCACCAUCAACCCUCCACCCUUCAUCCUCAUCCUUCACCAUCAACCCUUCAUCAUGAUCCUUCACUAUCAACCCUCCACCCUUCAUCCUCAUCCUUCACCAUCAACCCUCCACCCUUCAUCCUCAUCCUUCAUCAUCAACCCUCCACCCUUCAUCCUCAUCCUUCACCAUCAACCCUCCACCCUUUAUCCUCAUCCUUCACCAUCAACCCUCCACCCUUCAUCCUCAUCCUUCAUCAUCAACCCUCCACCCUGUAUCCUCAUCCUUCACCAUCAACCCUUCAUCCUUCACCAUCAACCCUCCACCCUUCAUCCUCAUCCUCCACCAUCAACCCUCCACCCUUUAUCCUCAUUCUUCACCAUCAACCCUCCACCCUUCAUCCUCAUCAUCAUCCUUCACCAUCAACCCUCCACCCUUCAUCCUCAUCCUUCACCAUCAACCCUCCACCAAUUAUCCCCAUCCUUCACCAUCAACCCUCCACCCUUCAUCCUCAUCAUCAUCCUUCACCAUCAACCCUCCACCCUUCAUCCUCAUCCUUCAUCCCCAUCAUCCUCAUCCCCAUCAUCAUCCUUCACCAUCAACCCUUCACCCUUCAUCCCCAUCCUUCACCAUCAACCCUCCACCCUUCAUCCUCAUCCUUCACCAUCAACCCUCCACCCUUCAUCCUCAUCCUUCACCAUCAACCCUCCACCCAUUAUCCCCAUCCUUCACCAUCAACCCUCCACCCUUCAUCCUCAUCAUCAUCCUUCACCAUCAACCCUUCACCCUUCAUCCUCAUCCUUCACCAUCAACCCUCCACCCUUCAUCCUCAUCAUCAUCCUUCAUCCCCAUCAUCCUCAUCCUUCACCAUCAACCCUCCGCCCUUCAUCCUCAUCAUCCUCCUUCACCAUCAACCCUUCACCCUUCAUCCUCAUCCUUCGCCAUCAACCCUCUACCCUUCAUCCUCAUCAUCAUCCUUCACCAUCAACCCUCCACCCUUCAUCCUCAUACUCAUCCUUCACCAUCAACCCUCCACCCUUCAUCCUCAUCCUUCACCAUCAACCCUCCACCCUUCAUCCUCAUCCUCCACCAUCAACCCUCCACCCAUUAUCCCCAUCCUUCACCAUCAACCCUCCACCCUUCAUCCUUAUCCUUCACCAUCAACCCUUCACCAUCAACCCUCCACCCAUUAUCCCCAUCCUUCACCAUCAACCCUCCACCCUUCAUCCUCAUCCUUCACCAUCAACCCUCCACCCUUCAUCCUCAUCCUUCGUCAUCAACCCUCCACCCUUCAUCCUCAUCCUUCACCAUCAACCCUCCACCCCUUAUCCCCAUCCUUCGCCAUCAACCCUCCACCCUUCAUCCUCAUCCUUCACCAUCAACCCUCCACCCUUUAUCCUCAUCCUUCACCAUCAACCCUCCACCCUUCACCAUCAACCCUCCACCCUUUAUCCCCAUCCUUCACCAUCAACCCUCCACCCUUCAUCCUCAUCCUUCACCAUCAACCCUUCAUCCUCCUCCUUCACCCAUUAUCCCCAUCCUUCACCAUCAACCCUUCAUCCUCAUCCUUCACCAUCAACCCUCCACCCAUUAUCCUCAUCCUUCACCAUCAACCCUCCACCCUUCAUCCUCAUCCUUUAUCCCCAUCAUCAUCCUUCAAUAUCAACCCUCCACCCUUCAUCCAUCAUCCUCAUCCCCAUCAUCAUCCUUCAACAUCAACCCUUCAUUCUCAUCCGUCAUCAUCAUCAUCCUUCAGAUGGGGGUGGAUGAGGAUGAUGGAUGAGGAUGAAGGGUGGGGGGUUGAUGCUGAAGAAUGA